Molecule: messenger RNA, 1215 nt
Organism: Malassezia globosa CBS 7966
Lineage: Eukaryota; Fungi; Basidiomycota; Malasseziomycetes; Malasseziales; Malasseziaceae
Exons: 1
Coding region: 1-1215 (404 amino acids)
Cellular component (GO): cytoplasm; cytosol
Molecular function (GO): glutamate 5-kinase activity; RNA binding; ATP binding
Source: RefSeq, a predicted model, not a curated record
AUGAGGCGCAAAACGGUCGUGAUCAAGCUCGGUUCAUCAUCGAUUCUCUCUGAAUCGACCUUGGAGCCCAAAAUCCGCAUCAUGUCGUCCAUCGUUGAGGCCGUGUCGCAGCUUCGACAGAACGGACACCGUGUGGUGUUGGUCUGCUCAGGAGCAAUUGGCUUGGGUCGCAUUCGCAUGAACAUUAAGACGAAGCCAAAGAAUCUUGGAGAGCGCCAGGCUCUAGCAGCGCUUGGACAGCUGCGGCUGAUGACACUGUGGGACAAUUUGUUUGGCAUGCUGGGCAUCAACAUAGCUCAAGUUCUAUUGACACGUUCAGAUUUGGCAGAUAGCCCGCGGUACGUGAAUGCGCGCACGACACUUGAUACUCUUCUUAUGGACAACUUUUAUGCCGUACCAAUUGUCAAUGAAAAUGACACCGUGUCUGUAUUCGAAAUGCGAUUUGGUGAUAAUGACUCGUUGUCAGCAAUCACGGCUGGCAUUAUCGAUGCUGAUUACCUUUUUCUGUGCACGGAUGUAGAUGGUCUUUACACCGACAAUCCACGCACGCGUCCCGAUGCACACAGACUUCAUGUCGUGCGCAACAUGGACGAAGCUAGGAAAGCCACGUGCGUCAAGACGAUGGGUUCCUCGUUUGGCACUGGCGGUAUGCAAACCAAACUAGUGGCUGCUGAACUAGCCAUGGCCGCCGGCGUAGCCACGGUCAUUCUGAAUGGCGCACAUCCUGAAAACAUCGUCCGCAUUGUGGAGCAGGACAUUGUGGCACAGGCGAGCAGUAGAUCUGAUAUGCAACUUGUCGACCCUCCGUGUACACUAUUUCUUCCUCAGCGUCAACGGCUACCGGCGCAGAAAUGGCAGAUUCUCCACGCGAUGCACCCAUGUGGUGCGUUGAUCAUCGAUCGCGGCGCGUACGAGCGAAUUUCACGGAAAGAGUCGGGUGGUCGUCUCCUGCCUGCUGGUGUGGUGGGAGUUGAAGGCAACUGGGAACGACUUCAAGCUGUGCGACUCAAAGUCCGGCAAGGCCAGAACGAAGACGACGCUUCUGAAGCGCCUACAUCAUUCGAGGUGGGUCGCGCUCUCGCCAACUACACCUCCAUCGAGUGUGAGAGAAUCAAGGGACUCCAGAGUUCUCAGAUAGCAGAUGUCAUUGGUGCUAUGGAUACGAUGUACAUCACAGAUCAUAUAGUGUUAUCAUUGCCAUCUGCAGCCACAUAG